GAAGGACUCAAUGAUGUUCAGGAGAUGAUCAAGACAGAGAAGCCACAUCCAGAGCGCCGACUGCGAGGGGUCCUGGAGGAGCUGAGCAGUGGGUGCUUGGUGUUCAUGUCACCCCCCUGUCCCCCAGGCGCUUCGUCACUCUUGGCUGAGAAGGAUCAGCACCACCCAUCCCGCACCAGGCUGGACAGGGAAAGGCUCAAAUCCUGCAUGCGGGAGCUGGAGAACAUGGGGCAGCAAGCCACGGCCCUGCGCUCACAGGUGAAGAAGAACACCAUGAAAGAGAAGAUGAAGCUGGUGCAAAAACUUCCUGCAGAAACUCCGGUUCUUGCAGAUGAGCCCCAGCACAGCAUUCCUGACAUCUUCAUCUGGAUGAUGAGCAGCAACAAGCGCAUCGCCUACGCCCGCAUCCCUGCCAAGGACAUCCUCUACUCCAUCGUGGACGAGGAGAUGGGCAAGGACUGUGCCAAAGUGAAAACCAUCUUCCUCAAGCUACCUGGGAAGAGGGGCUUUGGACCUGCUGGCUGGACAGUUCAGGCCAAGAUGGAGAUGUACCUGUGGCUGGGCCUCAACAAGCAACGCAAAGACUUCUUGAGUGGCCUGCCCUGUGGCUUCGAGGAGAAGAAGAUCACCAGAGGCCAAAACCUGCCAUCCUUCCCACCCAUCAGCCUCCUCUACACCAAGAAGCAAGUUUUCCAGCUGAGAGCCCACAUGUACCAAGCCAGGAGUCUGUUUGCAGCUGACAGCAGUGGCCUCUCAGACCCAUUUGCAAGAGUCUUCUUCAUCUCCCAGAGCCAGUGCACGGAGGUGCUCAAUGAGACCCUUUGCCCAACCUGGGACCAGCUGCUGGUCUUUGACAACGUGGAGCUGUAUGGAGAAGCCCACGAGAUGAGGGAUGAUCCCCCCAUCAUUGUCAUCGAGAUCUAUGACCAGGACACAGUGGGCAAAGCUGACUUCAUGGGCCGUACCUUUGCCAAACCCGUGGUGAAGAUGUCUGAUGAGCACUACUGCCCCCCACGCUUCCCCCCCCAGCUGGAGUACUACCAGAUCUACAGGGGCAACUCCACAGCUGGUGACCUCCUGGCUGCCUUCGAGCUGCUCCAGAUUGGCCCUGGAGGCAAGUCUGACCUUCCCCCCAUUGAUGGCCCAACAGAACUGGACCGAGGUCCCAUCCUGCCGGUGCCACUGGGGAUUCGGCCGGUGCUGAGUAAAUACAGAGUGGAGGUCUUGUUCUGGGGGCUGAGGGAUCUGAAGAGAGUGAACCUGGCCCAGGUGGACCGGCCCCGUGUGGACAUUGAGUGUGCUGGGAAGGGGGUGCAGUCAGCCCUCAUCCAGAACUACAAGAAAAACCCCAACUUCAGCACUUUGGUCAAGUGGUUUGAAGUGGACCUCCCAGAGAAUGAGCUUCUCCAUCCCCCCCUCAACAUCCGGGUGGUGGAUUGCAGAGCUUUUGGGCGUUACACCCUGGUGGGCUCCCACGCCGUCAGCUCCCUCCGCAAGUUCAUCUAUCGCCCAGCGGAGAGGAAAGCCCAGCACUGGAACAUGACAGCUAAACACCUCAAUGGCUCCCUGGCCAUGGCCAACAGGACCCAUCGCUCUCACCCCACAGGGGAGAUCGUGGUCAAUAUGGAACCUGAGGUUCCCAUCAAGAAGAUGGAGACGAUGGUGAAGCUGGAAGCUAACUCUGAUGCAGUGGUGAAGGUGGACGUGUCUGAGGAAGAGAAGGAGAAAAAGAAGAAGAAGAAGAAAGGAGGGGGAGGAGAAGAAGUAGAAGAGGAGGAGCCAGAUGAGAGCAUGCUGGACUGGUGGUCCAAGUAUUUUGCUUCAAUUGAGACCAUGAAGGAGCACCUCCGGCAGCAGGAAGCGGCGGCAGCAGAGGCAGAGGAGAAGGAAGAUCUGGAGAUUGCAGAAGGCUUCAAGAGUCAGGUGAAGAACAAGGAGAAGUCCAAAGCACCCAAGGAGGACAGGAAGAAGAAGCAGCAGCCAGUCCCUGAGGUCCCAGAGAAGAAGAACAAGCAGAAGAUUGAGGAGCUGAAGGUCUUCAACAAAGAGCUGGAAACUGAGUUUGAUAACUUUGAGGACUGGCUGCACACCUUCAACCUGCUCCGUGGGAAGAUUGGGGACAACGAUGACAAUGCCACAGAAGAAGAGAGGAUCGUGGGGAGGUUCAAGGGCUCCAUGUGUGUCUACAAAGUCCCACUGCCCGAGGAGGUCACCAAGGAGGCAGGAUAUGACCCCAACUUUGGGAUGUUCCAGGGGAUCCCCAGCAAUGACCCCAUCAACGUGCUGGUCCGGGUCUACGUGGUGAGGGCCACGGACCUUCACCCAGCUGACAUCAAUGGGAAAGCUGACCCCUACAUCGCCAUCAAACUGGGGAAGACAGACAUUAAAGACAAGGAGAACUACAUCUCCAAGCAGCUGAACCCUGUUUUUGGAAAAUCCUUUGACAUUGAGGCCACCUUCCCCAUGGAGUCCAUGCUGACAGUGGCCGUGUACGACUGGGACUUGGUGGGCACCGACGACCUCAUUGGGGAGACCAGGAUUGACCUGGAGAACCGGUUCUACAGCAAGCACCGAGCUACCUGUGGGGUGGCACAGACCUACUCCAUACAUGGUUAUAACACCUGGCGUGACCCCAUGAAGCCCUCCCAGAUCCUCUCCAAGCUCUGCAAAGAGGGCAAGGUGGAUGGGCCCCACUUUGGGCCAGGAGGAAGAGUGAAAGUUGCCAACAGGGUCUUCACUGGCCCCACGGAGAUCGAAGAUGAGAACGGUCAGAAGAAGCAGACAGAUGAGCACUUGGCCCUGGCUGUGCUGCAGCACUGGGAGGACAUUCCCUGGGCAGGCUGCAAGCUGGUCCCUGAGCACGUGGAGACACGGCCCCUGCUGCACCCCGACAAGCCGGGCAUCGAGCAGGGCCGCCUGGAGAUGUGGGUGGACAUGUUCCCCAUGGACAUGCCAGCUCCCGGCCCUGCCAUUGACAUUUCCCCCAGGAAACCAAAGAAGUACGAGCUGAGGGUGAUAGUGUGGAACACAGACGAGGUUGUCCUGGAGGAUGAUGAUUACUUCACCGGAGAGAAAUCCAGUGACAUUUUUGUCAGAGGGUGGCUGAAGGGUCAGCAGGAGGACAAGCAAGACACAGAUGUCCAUUACCACUCUCUGACGGGGGAGGGCAACUUCAACUGGCGUUACAUCUUCCCCUUUGACUACCUGGUGGCAGAGGAGAAGAUUGUCAUCUCCAAGAAGGAGUCCAUGUUCUCCUGGGAUGAGACUGAGUACAAGAUCCCAGCUCGCCUCACCCUGCAGGUCUGGGAUGCUGACCACUUCUCAGCUGAUGAUUUCCUGGGGGCCAUCGAGUUGGAUCUCAACCGGUUCCCCCGGGGGGCCAAGACCUCGAAGCAGUGCAGCCUGGAGAUGGUGACCAAGGAGGCAGAGCUGCCCAUGAUCUCCAUCUUCAAGCAGAAGAGGGUGAAGGGCUGGUGGCCAUUCGUGGCCAGAGAUGAGAACGAUGAGCUGGAGGUCACGGGGAAGGUGGAGGCUGAGCUGCACCUCCUGACCGCAGAGGAGGCUGAGAAGUCCCCGGCUGGGCUGGCACGGAAUGAACCUGAUCCCCUGGAGAAACCCAACCGCCCGGACACGUCCUUCAUCUGGUUCCUGAACCCCCUCAAGUCCAUCAAAUACCUCAUCUGCACACGCUACAAGUGGCUCAUCAUCAAAAUCGUGCUGGCCCUCCUGCUCCUCAUCAUGGUCGCCCUCUUCCUCUACAGCAUGCCAGGCUACAUGGUCAAGAAGCUGCUGGGAGCAUGA
Messenger RNA from Calypte anna (Anna's hummingbird), 3801 nucleotides. It is a transcript of the gene OTOF, whose product is annotated as otoferlin. Gene Ontology annotation, biological process: synaptic vesicle priming; plasma membrane organization. NCBI's taxonomy places the organism in Eukaryota, Metazoa, Chordata, Aves, Apodiformes, Trochilidae. Gene Ontology annotation, molecular function: AP-2 adaptor complex binding; calcium ion binding. The record is from RefSeq and is a predicted model, not a curated record. Gene Ontology annotation, cellular component: synaptic vesicle membrane; presynaptic active zone membrane.